UUGGAACAAAGAUUCUAGGAAGCUUUGAAGAAGAUUUGGUGAUUGAGUCUUGUUUCACGCCUGUUAUAGUGAGGCAAGACGAUUUGUUCACUUGCCCAGGGCAAUACAAGUCGGUUAUGCCUAAUCGAGAUGGCUCCCCUAAGGCGGUCUGAGUCUACUGCCUCAGCCUCCGUAUCUCUUCUACUUCUAGUCUUCUGAACCUUCUAGCCUCUUCCUCGUUUUCUUUCCCUCCACCUUCCGAUCUGUCCUUCCCCACCAAAUGUCAUCCAGAUCUCGGAGAGCUCUUAAGCGCGGAGCUUCCAGGAGCGAAAGUUCUUCGGGUGGAAGUAUUAUCUUUGACUCGAGAGCAGCAGCAGGUCCAGUAAAGCGCCAGCGUCUAGAGUCUACACCUUCCUCGAACGCAAUUCCAAACAUGUCCGUCGCCGCCAUGAACGCCAGCCCAGCCGCCACGGUUGUACCUCCUAUCUAUCGACAAAUCGUGCUAAAUAAAGCUGAAGCUGUCGCAUUUCUCUUCGGUUCACGAUUCUCUGAUGCCCUUCAGGUACCUGCAGAGCGCGCUGCUAUGCUGUACCGAACUACCGGAGCAUUGGCGAUUGAGGAGUUCCGUCGACUUCUGGCUAUCAAGAUGUUCACAGUUGAUACCGAUGCUGACAAGAUCAGUCCCACGCCACUCAGUCAGUCCAGUUCCGAAGACUAUCCUGCGCACUUCAUGCUGACUUGUGAAACAGUGGAUGAGGUUUGGCACGCCGCGAUUCUUGACACAAAGUUCUAUGCAGAACUGCAAAGCGCCCUUGGGGUUGUCCUUCACCACCGACCGUCUGGAGCAAGCAACGAGGAAUCGGUUUCGCGUCAACAACGAUUGACUGCCAUGAGGGCUCUUUACCGUGCCUUUUUCUCAGCUGAUCCAAUUGCAUCUCCUCCUCUUCAACUCAACCUCCCUCAGCCAGAUAUGCGCCUUCAAGAUCCAAUUCCCUUAGUUAUUAGAGAUCUUCUGGACGGAGAUACCUACGGUAUUAUGGUCGAAAGAAAUGCUACUAUUGACAAUGUGAAGAGCGUGCUUCAGGACCUCACAGGUAUGCCCAGCGACCAACAACGGUUGAUCUUCGCAGGUAGGCAAUUGGAAGAUGGUAGGAUGCUUCUGAACUAUGGCAUCAACCACGGCGCUACAUUGCAUCUCGUCAAGAGGUUGAGGGGAUGCUGAUUGAGGGAUGUUUGCUAGGACUUGGAGGAUAUUUCCAUUGGGGCAGAGGGGCAAAACAUGUUCAGGAAGGAAUACCGCGCAAAACUUCUAGCUAGCGCUGCAGACACGAGCUUUUGAUUUUAGCUUUCC
Mollisia scopiformis is the source of this 1330-nucleotide messenger RNA. RefSeq names its product ubiquitin-domain-containing protein. Lineage: Eukaryota; Fungi; Ascomycota; Leotiomycetes; Helotiales; Mollisiaceae. The record is from RefSeq and is a predicted model, not a curated record. Gene Ontology annotation, cellular component: nucleus; cytoplasm. The coding region runs from base 413 to 1201 and encodes 262 amino acids. Gene Ontology annotation, molecular function: protein tag activity; ubiquitin protein ligase binding. Gene Ontology annotation, biological process: protein ubiquitination; modification-dependent protein catabolic process. The transcript has a single exon.